Helianthus annuus (common sunflower) is the source of this 2236-nucleotide messenger RNA. RefSeq lists its product as uncharacterized. NCBI's taxonomy places the organism in Eukaryota, Viridiplantae, Streptophyta, Magnoliopsida, Asterales, Asteraceae. The coding region runs from base 16 to 2205 and encodes 729 amino acids. The transcript has a single exon. The record is from RefSeq and is a predicted model, not a curated record.
UUAUUUGUGGUCCUAAUGGCUGAAUCUAAAGAGGCCCAGAAUGACAACCAGAUGAUAGUGGUUACCACAGAAGACAUGGCUGCAAGGGCAGUAAACAAGCGAUACGAAGGGCUAACAACGGUUCGAGCAAAGGCGGUUAAAGGGAAAGGAGCAUGGUACUGGGCACAUCUCGAGCCCAUCCUCAUUCGAAACCCCGAAACCAACAACCCGAAAGCGGUUAAACUCAAAUGCAAUCUUUGUGAAGCUAUGUUCUCAGCUUCAAACCCAUCAAGAACCGCUUCCGAACAUCUCAAAAGAAGAACCUGCCCCAAACUCAACUCAGUUUUACCACCAUUAUCUUCCCCUUCCCCUUCAUCUCAAACUAACCGUAAGCGGUUCGCUUCUAUCGGCAGUUCAAACCCGGGUUCAAAUAACUGUCAUCUGUUGUUAUCUGGUGGAAAAGAGGAUUUGGGCCCAUUAGCAAUGCUAGAAGACAGUGUUAAAAAACUCAAAACUUCAAAACCUUUACCACAUAGUCCUCAACUAACCCGAGCCCAAAUCGAUUCAGCGCUUAACUUAUUAACCGAUUGGUUCUAUGAGUCUUACGGGUCAGUCUCAUUUCCAAGUUUGGAUCACACCAAGUUCAAAUCCUUCAUGACUCAACUCGGCCUGCCCGAACUUUCCCGACAAGAGCUUAUAUCUUCACGCCUCGAUUCAAAAUACCAAGAAGCAAAACUCGAAUCCGAAGUUAACAUUCGGGACGCAGAGUUUUAUCAGCUCGUAUCCAACGGCUGGAAACGCAAGAGUUUCGAGCAUGGAGAAGAGAGUCCCGCCCCCGGACCUUUCGGUUUGGUUAAGUUUAUGGUUAAUCUUCCUAACGGAACUACAUUGUUUCAAAAGGCGUGUUUUCCUGGCGGUGGUUUAACGUCGGUUCCUGCUGCUUACGCGGAAGAAAUCAUGUGGGAAACCGUCACGAAUACAUGUAAUGCAGCUCAAAAAUGUGUCGGUAUAGUGUCGGAUAAGUAUAAAACAAAGGCGUUGCGAAAUUUGGAAACUCGAAACCAUUGGAUGGUUAAUUUAUCUUGUCAGCUUCAAGGAAUUGGUAGUUUAAUCAAGGAUUUUCGCAAAGAUCUUCCGCUUUUCGCGACAGUUAUCGAUAAUUGCUUAAAGAUUAGUAGUUUGUUUAACAAUAAUUCUCAAGCUAGGAGUAUUUUAAACAAGUUUCGGUCACAAGAACCCGAAUUCUCCGUUUCUUUCGGAGUUUAUUGCGAAAAUUUACAAAACUUUUCGUCUAUCGCUACACUGUUGGACAGUGUUUUAACGAGUGCUCGGGUUUUACAUUUAGUUGUAACCGAAGAUUCGUAUAAACUUGUGGUUAUGGAAGAUUCUAGAGGCUCCGAAGUUGCGGAUUUGGUUCAAAAUAUGCGGUUUUGGAAUGACGUUGAAGCGAUUAACGCGUUAAUCAAAGUGAUUAGAGGCAUGUUCGACGAAAUUGAGGCCGAAAGACCGUUAGUCGGUCAAUGUCUUCCGCUUUGGGAAGAUCUGAGAGCCAAAUUAAACGAAUGGUGCGUAAAAUUCAGCAUUCAUAACGGGGCGGUUGAGAAAAUCGUCGAGAGGCGUUUUAAGAAAAACUAUCACCCUGCGUGGUCUACCGCGUUUGUACUUGAUCCGGUUUAUUUAACGAGGGAUGCGAGCGGGAAAUAUCUCCCGCCGUUUAAAUGUUUAACGUGUGAGCAAGAGAAAGAUGUGGAUAAUUUGAUUACGCGGUUAGUUUCACGCGAAGAAGCUCACGUUGCGUUAACGGAGCUUAUGAAAUGGAGGUCCGAGGGACUUGACCCUUUAUACGCGCAGGCGGUUCAAGUCAAACAACGUGACCCUUUUACCGGAAAGAUGAAAAUAGCGAACCCUCAGAGUAGUCGAAUCAUUUGGGAGACCGUGUUGAAAGAGUUCACCGUGCUUGGUAAGAUUGCGGUGAGGCUUUUGUUUCUUCAUGCGACGUCUUGUGGGUUCAAGUGUAGUUCGUCUUUCAUGAGAUGGGUGUGGGGUCAAGAAAAGGUUCAGUCAAGGGUUCAUCUUGAAAGGGUUCAAAAAAUGAUAUUCGUUGCAGCUCACUCGAAGCUUAAGAAACAAGAAUAUGGUAACGAUGAGGAGAAAGAGGUAGCGUUAUUUGCUAGCGAUGAUGAUGACAUGGUAAACGAAGCGUUUGUGGAUGAACACUUAUUGUAACGUUAUUUUCGCUUUUUUUAACUUCAUCAAU